CCCGUGCGCUGUUCCCCUACAGUGAGGGGAGUAAAAUGGCGGAUUGGGAUGGGAUGGGCCUCGUAUUGUGUUCUCUAUAGGAAAAUGUUUCAGAUUUGAAUGUUGUGUUUAAGUUCCUACUGAAUUCGAUGUAAACGCGUUAAAAGACGCCGCGGCUGUGAGGAAGCGCGUGCUGACGGAGCUCUGACCCGGGAAGACUUGGGGAAACACCGCUGCUCAGAUGGAGUAUAAAAGGAAGUGGAGGAGUUUACAUCUGAUAAGCACACAACAGGUCUGAGACGUUACCACGGAAACGGACAGACCAUAUGACCAGCCUGGUCGUUGGCUGCAGUUUCUCCAACACUACGUUUCUUAUGUCUCAGUCGUGCUCUGAACACCGGCUCACUGAUCGUCUUUUUGAUGUGAAGCCUACAUCGUCACUGAGUGUGAACAACGACGGGCAGACUAUAAAUUUGACAGAGAGCUCCUCCUGACCACCCACCUCGGGGUAGAGAAUUAUUUUAUACGCCUCUCCAUCAAACUUCAGCACACAUGCCGAGACCGUCUCCUAUUUGCACCUCUCAGAGGGCAGCUGCUAAAAGCCCUCUCCCUUCUUCUCCCUCUACAUCCCUGUCCUCACCCUCUUCUGCUCCGUCUUCCCCUUCCUCACCUUGCUCAACCUCUCCCAGAAGAAUGGGAACAGGAUAUCACGAGGAUGAGGACGGCAGCCAUGCUGGGAACGGUCGGGUCGGAAAAGCAGGAGCUGACGGCGUGUCGUCGACGUCCUCGUCUCUGGCUCCGUCACUGCUCUCCGCACCUCCCUCGACUGCUUUACGUCGUCUUUCCUCAUCACCUCGUCUUUACAACGAUAGACAUAGGGAGGCCCUGGACACUGACAUCUACGACCCCUUUCAACCAACUGAGAAUGAGGGCGUUUCAGGCAUAUCGGCUGGAGACGACGGCGAUAAAUACGACCCCUUUGAACCCACCGGAUCGCCAGCGUCAGAGAAAGAGAUGGAUGGAGAGCAGGACAGAGAGGAAGAAAGUCUAAUCAACAGCAUGCGAAUACCGUGUGACAUGAAGAACACUAAAGAGGAGGAGCUGGACACUGCUCCCGAGGCAGAGUCCACCUCCAGACUCUACAGAGAGGUAGAGCGACUGUUUGAGCACACAACCACACCGGUGAACCGGAGCAAACGCACAAGAGAAAGGGACAAAGACAGAAGAGAAGAGGAUGACUCUGAGCACUCAGAAAUAGAAGAAGGAGAGAUUGUUGGUGUUGCUGAAAGCAGAAGAGAAAGGGAAAUUGAGAUAAGAAGAGAGGUGCUCCUUCCAUCCUCAGGGAGUCCUUCAUUCUUACAGGGGGGAGGUCUCAAACCUGAGAGGAUCUUGCGAGUCCUGGACGGUGAAGGGUUUGUAUCGGUUCGGGCGGAAGCAGAAUGGGACCACCAGCCAGCACCCCCUAUUGGCAUGGGGGAUUUAAGAAGGAAACUUACCAACAGACGAAAACAGAGAUUCAGAUCUUGCCCUUCUUCGGCAUCUAUAUCACCACCUCCUGUGUCCGUCCUACCCAUACCCUCUCCCUCGCCACCAGCGUCCCAGCCCCCGACCACAGAGCAGGUAAGAAGUCGUAGAUCUUCCAAAAGUUCCAAGGAUAGGGAUCGGCGGAAACUGAAAGGCCAGGAGAAAGAGAAACGAAAGAAGAGGAAAGAGGAAAAGGGGGAGGAACGAGCGAGUGGAGAGAUCAAGGCAAGGGAACAUGAAAGGAGGAGUAGAAAAGAAGGGAAAGAGAAGGACAGCGGGAGGAGCAGCAGAAGUUAUAGCCAAACCAGGAAGAGCACGCAUCGCAGUACUCCUGAGCCAGCGACACACUCCCAUAAUACCUCUCGGCAUUCACACAGUCGCAGGUCCUGGUCCAGUCCCUCGGAAAGCCGCCAAAGAGAGAGAAACCGUGACCGAGAUCGGGAAAAAGAAAGGGAUCGAUAUAGAGACGGUAGGAGAGAUGACCGGGAAAAGGAGAGAGAUAAAGAUUCCAGAGUUAGAGAAGAAAGGAAGAGAGAUCGCGAUGAAGGGAGCAGGAGGUCAAGUAGCCGAGAGAGGGGGGAUGCAAAAAGGAGAAGAGAAAGCAGCGAUAGAAGAGACAGGGAGAAGGAAAGAGGGCGGGAAAGGGAGCGGGAAAGGAGAAGAGAUGGUCGUCCUGUCGUACCACCAUCUAUCCAAGACCUGAAUGGCUCAGACCUUUUUGCAAUCAAACGCACCAUCACUGUUACCACUACACCCACCACUACCCUGACUCCUACUUCUCCUUCACAUGCCCAGGAUCGGCCCCGGAGUCCUACACAAGCCUCAGAGAAACCCCGCAAGCGCAAGAGGAAGCGAAGGAGACGUUCUGAUGAGGCGGAGGAGCAGCACAGGAGCAAAUCUCGUCCAACCUCUCCAAGUUCUUUACGUUAUCAUACUUAUGAGUCAGACCGGCUCUCGGACCACGCUGAGCCAGACAUGCUGUCUUUAGAUGGAGAGGCGCUGGACUCUGAUUACCCUUCACUUGAAGAUUCCCCUUUGCUUCCUCCUCCUCCUGAGCCUCCUUUGCCAAGUCCCAAACUCAAAUCAACCCCUCCCAAAAGUAGCAGACACCAUCAAAAGAAAAAAUCUAGAUCUAGGAGCAAAAAACUCGGCCAGUCUGAGUCAUCCAAUUCUUCUUCUUCUCACAGACCCAAAGCAAGCAAAAGUAAAAGUCUUUUGCCCUCACUGUCCUCACCUCUUUCUGCAUCCUCUGGAAACACUGCUUCCCUUUUGCUCACUGCUUCUUCAGGCGGCGCUAAAAGAGUACGCAAGCCUGGGAAAGAUAAACCAAGCAAGAAGGACUCGGCUAGGUCAGGAAGAUCCAAAAAACUUGGUGGAAGCAACAGGAAAAGUAAACUACAGUCUAAAGUUUCAGUGCUGGUCCGAGAGGGAGUAAGCAGCACCACAGGGAACUCUGGUAAAUUGGGUAUUGAUCUUCUAGGACCUGGUGGAACAACAGGAUCCUCAGUCGUGGGCGGUUCUAUUGCUGUGGUUUUCCGUCGGGACAACGAAAGCCGAUCGCCGUUCCUGAAGCCAUGCUCGGAACCGCUUUCCUUACCUGGCAGAGUCAAGGAUUUGAACAAGACUGGCAAACAGCGAAAUACCCUUUCUUCCCUAUCCUCAAAAAACCCCACAGGACUCAAGUCAAAGAAGGCCAAGCCAAGCUCAACGACCUCCACAUCGUCAUCUGCAUCCUCCCCCACAUCAUCUUUGGCGGCUAAGCGCAGAAGAAGGCCAGGAAAGAAACCACGAGAGAAGGGUCUUGCAGUUGAUGGUCCCAAUGGCAAAGGUGCUAACAGCAGCACUGUGGGACCGCUUUGGACUGGAGCUUCAGAUAUUCAGCCUCUGGGUGGAAUCAUUCCUAAACCAUCAAGUCCACCCUCCACACAUCCUGGGCCCAUGCCUUCAUCCUCCUCCUCCUCCUCAUCAUCUUCCUCAUCUACUAGUGUUCUUCCACCUUCUUCUUCGCCUCCUCACACCCCUCCGUUGUCUUUACCGCCCUCUCGAGACACUAGAGAAUCUUCUCCAGAUUCACAGACUGUAGACAGCAGCUGCAAAACCCCUGAACCUUCUUUCCUGUCAGAAGAGUGCCCUGCUCAGUCUCAAUCCACCAUGCUUGUGCCUGCAAAGUCACCCCCUAGCCCACCACCUUCAAGAGGAGAUGGAAUUUCACUGUCUGUCUCAAAGCUCCUCCCACUAGAUGACCAGAAGAUGUCACCACCCUGCUCUACUUCUUCAUCAGCAAUGGUGGCAGCUUCUCUUGCUCAUUCCGUUCCUCCGUUGGCUGCCGAACCUUCUUCAUCCUCUUCAGCUUCAGUGUCUUCAUCAACAGUCAGCAAGCUUCCGCCUCCCCCUCCUCCACCCUCGGCUGUCCCACCUCUACCCUGGAGCCUGCAGACGGGUGUAGACUGCACCGCUGGAGGUGUACUAGCUCUGACCGCUCUCCUGUUUAAGAUGGAGGAAGCCAACAUCGCCAGUCGAGCCAAAGCCCAGGAGUUCAUUCAGGCCACAAGUCAGAUUCUCUCUCAGGCAAACCAGAACCAGACCCAGUCACUUUCUACAUCUUCCUCUUCCUCACAAGUUCCUCCUCCUCCUCCAACACACGGCCCUCCCCCUGCCAACUCCACACAGUUCAUCCUCCACGGUUCGCUCCCAUUGGUUGGCUGCACUAAAACCCCACCGUCACACCUACACCCUGGACUUUCAUUGGGCGGUGGAUGUGCUCAGACUCCACCUCCCCCACUGCCCACUGGGCUGUCUGGGGCAGCAGGGGGCGCCAAUGAGACAGGCUGGGAUGGAGACAGUAAAGACCCUGAUAAGUAUUUGAAGAAGCUGCACACCCAGGAGAGAGCAGUAGAGGAAGUGAAGUUGGCCAUCAAGCCGUACUACCAGCGCAAAGACAUCAACAAAGAAGAGUAUAAGGACAUCUUGAGGAAAGCCGUGCACAAGAUCUGUCACAGCAGGACAGGUGAGAUCAACCCAGUGAAGGUGAGUAACCUGGUCAAACUAUACGUGCAGAGGUACAAGUAUUUCAGGAAGCAUGGCCGCAGAAUGGACGAUGAUGACAAGGAAGAGCGAGACUCCACGUCCCUGCACGGCUCCACGUGAUUAGCUGUCUGGUUCAGACGGACCCUGUAGUGAGAGUUUGUGAUUCUCUGCCAUGCUGGUAACGUAAAGUCCUGAGCUCCGCCUCUACACCCUGCCAGGCCACGCCCCCUUCCCUGUGUGUUUCAUCUAAAUGUGGGAUAAAAGACUUGUGUGCAUUCAGAGGAGGAGAGGAAGAUCACUUUUGUGUACUCUUUUACUUGAUGCUCUCUCUCUCUUUCUGAAUGUUAAAUAUUCAGUAGAAAUAAGAACAGACUCCUCCCCUCCGCUGAUUGCAUGUUUUUUUUUUUUUUUUUUUAACGCAUUUAUUUUCGAAUGCACCUGAUGUUCUUCAGAGCACAAAGUCACGUAUGUGGAGAAAACGGACUCUGCAGGUGACUGUGUUUCCACAGACCCUCGUCCCGGAUACUGCGGUCACGUCAGCAGGUUCUCAGACUUGUCCUUGUAGACAUACACGUGUGUUUCGGACAUGUGCUUUUCAGGAGGACCAUGUGAGGAACCCAAGUGAAAGAGAAGUGUUUCCCACCACGAGCGUCUCACCAGCCGGGCUUCAGAACAGACAGAUCGACACACCAGAACUCACGCGAGGAGUAGGACAUGCUGCAGUAUCUGAUUUAAUCAGUGAGGAAUCUUCUGUCUGAAAUAAAUCAUGUGUUCAUAAA
Silurus meridionalis is the source of this 5309-nucleotide messenger RNA. It is a transcript of the gene scaf1, whose product is annotated as SR-related CTD-associated factor 1. Gene Ontology annotation, molecular function: RNA polymerase II C-terminal domain binding. NCBI's taxonomy places the organism in Eukaryota, Metazoa, Chordata, Actinopteri, Siluriformes, Siluridae. The record is from RefSeq and is a predicted model, not a curated record.